UUUACAGCAGCCCUUACACAGAGAAGCUUUGUACUGAGUGUAACAGACCCUGACAUCUGAAUCCACUUUGCUCCCAGUGUGCCAUGGUAUCGGGUAGCUCUAGCCAUCUUCUGGUUACCACAGGGUGAAACUCGGAGCGAUAUCUAAAUUCUGCCCAGCAGAAACCAUUCCUCCGCACUUCGUCCCUGUAGAGGCUGAUCGCAAGAAGCAAUCCCGAAGAAGCCACAGAGGUCUGGGAUGCUGCCGGGGCGGAAGAAGCACUUCAGCACCAUGGCCAGCACCAGGCGCCUGCCCGCCCGCGGCGCUCGGCGGUGAAGGCGGCGGCCGCAGCGACACCCAGGGGACCAAGAAAUGUUCAGGAGGGGAUUUCCAGCUCGAUGAUUAUGUUCUUUUAUGGAGACCAGUCAAAGGAAAGGUCAAAGCAUGACCUUUGACCUCCUGUGCUGUUUUUUAAUCCGAGGAAAGGACAGAGAUUUUUCACUGGUGCAAAUGGAGUAGAAAAUGCGCUUCUGCUCCAUGGUCACGCUCUUCAUAAUGCGUUAGACUGAAGGCAACAGAAGCAAUAAUAGAUGUUUUUUGUCUUCAUUACAGUAAGUUGCAAAUCUCUUUGCCAGCUGAGGGCAAGGGUUGCAGCUACUGGUUACUAGAUUUUGGACUAAAUUAAGAAGCAAAAAGAGAAAAGUGUAACGAGGACAAAGGAACACAUUAUGUUCAAAAAGAUCCAUUCGAUAUUUCACCCCAACUCCCACCGAAGAAAUGCAACAGAUGACAUUCCUUACUGGGAUGGCACAUGUUCUGCUGUCAGAUUGAUCCGCAGCACCUCUAUGUAUGUCCUUGGAGAUGAGCAGGAAAAAGUUAGUGAACCAUUAAAAAAAUGCAAAAGUACAAACAGCAUUGACUCCUGCAGCCAGUCAAAAGAGGAAGACAGGGAAUGGAUGUUCUCUAAGACUCAGGACUGUUUGAAGUACUUACAGGAUUUGUUAGCCUUGAGGAAAAAAUAUCUUGACAACAUCAAUAAGUUGAAAUCCAUGCAUAUGACUGCAGAUUCCCCAACAUCCACAAAAUCAUCCAAAACUGGAAAGAAGUCAUUUCUUCCACUUCCGUCCAAAGAGUUUUCUAAGGUAAUUCCUAAGAACUUUUCACAGCCCAGUUCGGAUGUAAGAGAAGCAAUAGCGUUCUUUGACUCGGUUAUUGCAGAUCUGGAUUCAGAGAGAUGGCGGAGAGCUCCUGACAUGGACCUGCCAAAUGUGGAUGUUGAUUUUGACGUGGCUACCAGCACAAGUGAACACAGUUUACAUUCAAACUGGAUCCUUCGUGCUCCUCGCAGGUAUUCAGAAGAUACUGCCCAAACAGCAAAGGCUGCAAACCAGUCACAAAAAAACAGCCAACGAAGAACCACUGGCUCUAGGAAGAGGUUGGAAAGACAUCCCAUGUACUUGCCCAAAGCUGUAGAAGGAGCAUAUAACACAUUAAAAUUUAAGCCCAAAACACGGAAGAAAGAAUAUUGAAAAAAUAUUCCAUCUUCAGCUGAAGACAGAACAUUUGAAAUAGGGCAUGGAAGACUUGAUGCUCUUUGGUUUUUU
Numida meleagris (helmeted guineafowl) is the source of this 1583-nucleotide messenger RNA. RefSeq lists its product as uncharacterized. The record is from RefSeq and is a predicted model, not a curated record. The transcript is spliced from 3 exons. Bases 708 to 1508 code for a protein of 266 amino acids. Lineage: Eukaryota; Metazoa; Chordata; Aves; Galliformes; Numididae.